GUCUCCAGAACUGCCGCAAUUUUCCCAGUUUGUUUUGCUACGGGGAUUGCAACGAAGUAUGGAGUACUGACUGUACUGAGUACUGAGUGGGGUUGGGUUGUAAUACGGCAUUAACGUCAUGUGUGAUAGAUACGUCUUUGUCACUUGCCACUGAAUACGUUGAAACGACGAGAUUAGAAUCAGGAGUUGAGCGUGGCGAGAUAGACGUUGAUCCGCAAAAUACACCAUGAGCGUGAAGCCGAUCAAAGCCCUGUACCUGGCGACCAACUUGGACGCCCUGGAAGGUAACAUUUACAAGAAAAUGGAAGGCUUUCAAUCCCCGUCCGUCUCCGCAAAGAAGUGUUGCGGGCACGCCGAUACGCUGUUUAUCGCCGCGGGCGAGGCUAUGCGCAGCGGGGAUGAAGAAAGGGCGUACGUGCUGUACAUGAAAUACAUGGAGAUGUUAAAGAUUGUGAGAAGAAAGCCCGAGUACAAGAAGGACGAGAAAUUUUUCGACAGCCUAAUCGGGCUGAAGAAAUUCGAACAAGCGCUUUCUGCGUGCGAGCGUUUACAAACAGCGCUCAAGAAACGGUAUACACUCAAAAUGGAAGAGGAGGAGGCUUUAAAACUGAUUGAAAAGCAGGAAAAACAGGAAAAGGCCGAAAAGGCGGAAAAGUCUAAGAGAACAAGCGGCGCCUCGUCCUUCGCGAAACCUGGUAGUCACAGCGAGGCCACGUCCAAACGGCCUUCCAAACAGGCGUCCGACUCUGCGGACAGCGAUGACUCACGCGCCAUCUCGUGCAUGGCGCUGAAUUCGCUGCUGAAGCAGGAGAGCUCCUCGUUCCUCAUCGUGGACGUGCGACCGGCGGCCGACUUCAGUGCGUCACGGCUAGCCAGUCGGUUCGUGGUGAACGUGCCGGCCGAGCUGGUGAGGCCGGGCGUGACGGCGCCGGCGCUGGAGGCACAGCUGCCCGAGCCCAGCCGCCAGCUGUUCGCGCGCCGCCGCACCGUCGACCGGCUGGUGCUCAUCGACUGGACGGGCCGCGACGAGGCGGACGCGUCGCUGGUCACGCUGCGCGACGCCAUGGUCAAGUGGGACGUGGCGGCGUACCGGGCGCGGCCGGAGGCACUCGUCGGCGGCUACCAGAUGUGGCUGCACACCUACCCCAUGCUGACGACCAAUCCGCAGGCGCGGGCGCCGACGGCCGAUGUGGGGCCGGCCGGCGUGCCGCUGAGCUUCCAGUACCCGAGCCUGGACGAGCCGUCGCCGCCGCAGGUGGACCGCACGACGCGGCUGGCACGGCCGGGUGUGCCGUCACGCGCGCUGAAGCCGCAGCUGACAGACGAGGCGGCUGCCCGCCAGCGCAUCGAGCUAAGCAGGAGCCGGCUGGAGGCCGAGCAGGACUGGCAGGCGGUGCGACGCUCGCGGGAGCAGCAGCUCGAGACCGAGAUGCGCUCUCAGCUGCAGCAGAAGGAGGAGAUACUGCUGGACGAGAUCCAGCGACUGGAGCGCGAGCAGGACGCCUGGGAGGGCCAGCAGGCAGACCUCAGGGCCGAGAAUGAGGCGCUCCGGCUGCGUCUGGCCGCGUUCGAGCCGGCCGCGACCGUCGCGACGCCCACCGGCGGCGCCGAGAAGCACGACUCGGAGAAGCGUCUGCUCGAGCUGCAGGCGGAGCAGGAGAGGAUCAGCGAACAGCUCGAAGCUGCUAGGCACCGCCGUGAGCAGGAACAGGAGCAGGAGCGCGAGCGGGGCCGGCGACGGGCCGAGCAGCAGGAGAAGGAGCGGCUCCAGGCGCUGGAUGAGGCGCGCCGGGCGGCGGAGGAUGAGGCUCAGAGGAAGCGAGCGGCGGAAGAGGCUCAGAGGAAGCGGGCGGCUGAGGAGGACGCGCGUCUUAGGAAAGCAGCGGAGGAGAAAGAGGCAGCGGCGGCCGAAGAGCGGCGGCGGCGGCGCGCCGAGGAGGAGCAGCGCCGGCUAGAGGAGCAGGAGCGCCGACUGGAGGAGCAGGAGCGCCGUCAGGACCAGGUAUACCGGACGCGCCUCAAGGAGGACGGCGGCAGCGGCGGCGGCAGCGGCCUGAAGCGGUCACACUCCUCGCCGUUCAUCGCUGGCCUGGGUCAGGAACAGGCGGCCGCCCCCUCGCCCAGCUUCAGCCGGGACACGAAGCCGCUGUCGCGCGGCCGACGGGUCGGCGACGUCCAGGCGGCGCGCACGCGCCGGUUCGCGCCCGCCUUCGGCCAUGUCGGCCCCGCGCUCACCGGCCUCAAGAACCUGGGCAACACGUGCUACAUGAACGCCGUCGUGCAGUGCAUCAACAACACGCCCAGUCUCAACGAGUUCUUCGUGCGCGAGGCCUACCAGGACUACAUGAACUACGACAGCGAGCUGUCCAAGGGCGAGGCGGCCCAGGAGCUGGCCGCUGUGGUGAAGGUGCUCUGGAGCGGCCACUAUAGGUCGGUGGCGCUGUACGACCUGAAGGACGUGAUGGGCCGGCACCACCCGCGCUUCCGAGGGACCGCACAACAGGACGCGCAUGAGUUCCUCAUGUACCUGCUCGAGUUCCUGCACGAGGACCUCAACGAAGUCCGCAAGAAGCGGCCUCUGAAGGAGCAGGAGAAUGACGGCGUGCCGGAUCCGCGCGCCGCCGAGGUGGCCUGGGACGACUUCCUCAACAACAACAGGUCGUACGUGAUGAACCUGUUUUGGGGCCAGCACAAGUCGACAUUGCGCUGCUCUCGCUGCGGCAACCAGUCGGUCAAGUUCGAGACGUUCUCGCACCUCUCCGUGCCCAUGCCGUCCAGGUCGGGCAAGUGCUCGCUACAAGAGUGCAUCAGGCUGUACAUGGCCGGCGACACCAUCAGUGGCUGGACCUGCCCCAAGUGCAAAAGCAGCAUCGAGGCCACUAAGACGUUGUACAUCUGGCGCCUGCCGCCCAUCCUCAUCAUCCAUGUACAGAGGUUCUAUAAUGAUGGACUGUGGCGCAAAAAGCAGUCAAACGUCGACUUUCCCCUGGAAAAUCUGGACAUGGCCCCCUACGUCAUCAACAAAGAAGCGCGCUACCGCCACCACAGGUACCACCUGUACGGCGUGGUGAACCACUACGGCAGCAUGGAGAGCGGCCACUACACGGCCUACUGCCGCAGCAUCACGACCGGCCGCUGGCACAAGUUCGACGACCACGAGGUCUAUCAGAUGAGCAACGGCACCGUCCAGACGUCGGCCGGCUACAUCCUCUUCUACUCGGGCAUCGACGGCAAGAUGUAGGCCAGAUGCACUAGGAACUAAGAAAUUCCCUCACCAUCUCGGCGAAUCACGUAGGAGACGCACCGCAACUCUGACCAAGCAGCCCGAGCACCGCGAGGUUGUCUCCUCCGCGGCUGGCGGCAGUUCAUCGCGUCACCGACAGAUGUCUCUGACGCCGCCCGUGCAAUACCCGCCGGCGACCAGGACGGGCCUCUGCUGCGGUACCGCCCGAUCUGCGGUACUGCGGAACUGCUGCGGUACCGCCCGACGAUCCCCUCUCCGGCCUCGGCUGCGCCUCUGGACGUUUUCCCGUCGUGCAGCACCCUUCAGUCACGGCCAACCGGCCCUGUGCAUGCACGUACUCGCGCACCGCCCGAGCCGGCUAGCUAGUAACAGCCUGUCUACGGGAGUGGAGCAGCGCCUCCGCCGUCUUUGCACCGGAGGGCAGCCAGCGCCGCCGGGCGGGCCCAAGUCGGCGGUGAGC
Molecule: messenger RNA, 3704 nt
Organism: Pollicipes pollicipes
Lineage: Eukaryota; Metazoa; Arthropoda; Thecostraca; Pollicipedomorpha; Pollicipedidae
Product: ubiquitin carboxyl-terminal hydrolase 8
Exons: 12
Coding region: 227-3241 (1004 amino acids)
Biological process (GO): protein deubiquitination
Molecular function (GO): cysteine-type deubiquitinase activity
Source: RefSeq, a predicted model, not a curated record